Molecule: messenger RNA, 1386 nt
Organism: Rhineura floridana
Lineage: Eukaryota; Metazoa; Chordata; Lepidosauria; Squamata; Rhineuridae
Gene: IMP3
Product: IMP U3 small nucleolar ribonucleoprotein 3
Exons: 2
Coding region: 168-731 (187 amino acids)
Biological process (GO): rRNA processing
Cellular component (GO): small-subunit processome; small ribosomal subunit; Mpp10 complex
Molecular function (GO): structural constituent of ribosome; rRNA binding; snoRNA binding
Source: RefSeq, a predicted model, not a curated record
UUUAUACCUCUGUUCAGAAGAACUACAGAGGGUGGAGCUCUGCCUGGAGAGGGAGGGGGGACCGGAAGAGGAAAUUGUUCAAGGCUUUCCCACGUUGUUGCGGCUUGCUAGGGCUGGAUCUUGGCCGGCCUUGAUUUUUCUGCUUGGAAGCUCCUGCAGGAGGGAAGAUGGUGCGCAAGCUGAAAUUCCAUGAGCAGAAGCUCCUCAAGAAGCUAGACCUGGUGAACUGGGAGGCUGCCUCCGGGAACCUGUCUGAGCUGCGUGUUCUCCGCCGUUACCGCUUGCAGCGCAGGGAGGACUACACUCGCUACAAUCAGCUAAGCCGGGCUGUUCGGGAACUUGCCCGCCGGAUCAGAGACCUGGGCGAUGCGCCAGAGUCAGCGGCUUUCCGAGCUCGGAGUACUGCUGCCCUCCUGGAGAAGCUUUACGCCAUGGGGCUGGUCGGCUCCAAGAGCUCUCUGGAACAGUGUGACCGCGUCUCAGCCACCUCUUUUUGCCGCCGCCGCCUGCCUUGCCUGCUCCUCAAGCUCCGCAUGGCCCAGAACAUGAAAGCCGCUGUCACCUUUGUGGAGCAGGGGCACGUGCGUGUGGGGCCUGAAGUCGUGACGGACCCGGCGUUCUUGGUGACACGGGCCAUGGAGGACUUUAUCACCUGGACUGACUCCUCUCGCAUCCGCCAGCAUGUGCUCAACUACAAUCAGGAGCGAGAUGAUUUUGACUUGGCUUGUUAAAAGUCGAGCUUUCCCUCCCUCUGAAUUUUGCACCCCAUGUGCAAAUCUGUGUGCACCACAGGGAUAGGCCUGAAAUGCUAAACCUGGAUAAUCUCUGCAGGCCCCAACAUUUCCCGUUUUCAGGUGAUGCCCUGUCUGAUUUUGAUAGUGAUGUCAUUUUGAUGGAUAGAUGCUUGGGAUAGUGACCCUGCCUGUUGGUACUGUGCUGCAGUCUUGCCCAUCUAAUGCUGGCUGGGUGUGGUGGUGGUGGUGGACUAGGUAGAUCCUAAUGAAUGCAAAUCUGAUGUUGGUAUCUUCUAUUCAGAUGUCUGAUGUCUAUAUAUUACAUUCAGAUGGCAAAAGUUGAGCUGCAACAAUACCUUCUCUUUACUUCCUUGAAAAAAACAAAAUUAUAGGCAGGGACUUGAAUAACACAUAGACAGUAUCCACCAGAGGUGAGUUGUGGACAAAAGAUUGUUAGAGUAAGCUUGGAAAAGCAAAUAUAUUGGCAAAAUGUUGUAUAGAAGUGCUCUUUGUCAAAUGUCCUCUGUGUCUUUAUCAUAGAUAUCUUCCAGGACUAGCCUGGAAGUUAAAUAACUGAAUUACAUUUGACUGCUUCCCAGAAAACAACCCCAAAUCUUGAUCCAUCUUUAAUUAAAAAACCCAACAAACUGUA